Wyeomyia smithii (pitcher-plant mosquito) is the source of this 2337-nucleotide messenger RNA. Its product is annotated as UDP-glycosyltransferase UGT5-like. Gene Ontology annotation, molecular function: UDP-glycosyltransferase activity. The transcript is spliced from 2 exons. The record is from RefSeq and is a predicted model, not a curated record. NCBI's taxonomy places the organism in Eukaryota, Metazoa, Arthropoda, Insecta, Diptera, Culicidae. Bases 569 to 2173 code for a protein of 534 amino acids.
UCCUACCGCAAACCACUAUGAAGAUUGCAUGUUCUGUUUUCGUUGUACUAAUCACGGUAAUUAGCGGUCUCCUGUCGUAUGACAUCGACGAGCAGCCAGAGUUGGAUUUAAAAACAACCGUACAAGACCACUGUGAAUGGAAGUAUUCCUGCUGUGACGCAUCCAAGUCCCUGCUGCUCUGCCGGGAGCUCUGUUUCCAUUCGCUCAACUGCAUUGAACCGAGUACGGAGCCGGCAGCAAGUUUCUCCCCAGCAAUCUUUAGCCGUAGAGCGAAUUUAAUGCAUUUUCCCGUGAGCCAACCGAAGAAAAUAGUUUGCCCAGAAGGCUACCGCCCGGACCAUCGAAAUCGUUGCCGAUAUGUGUUUAAGUUAUUUUGACGUUAACAAUGUUCACAUAUUUAAUAUAGAAUCUGGUGAAACAUAAAUACAAGUAAAGCAUAAACAAAUGGAAACGUGUACAUAACUAUAUCUUAACCAAUCAAAUUCUUAUCCGCGCAUUCAGUUCUCUCAAUGAUAAGCCCAGCAAGUUCUUAUCGUUUUGGUUGGUCGAAGAUAACUGUUGAACCCGCAUGCGGAGGUUACGUAAACAGUAUUCACUUUGCUCGACGGUAGUGAGGAUGAAAUUGAAAUUUAUUUCACUUCUAGCUGCUCUAUCGGUUUCGCUUCAAAUAGUGUCGACGGAGAAUAUUCUUUUUCUGCAAACGCUUGCGUCCAAAAGUCACCACAUUUGGAACAAACAAAUCUUCGAUCGUCUGUACGACAAUGGACAUAACCUCACAAUUCUUUCCUUCGAGGAAGAAACAUCGGUUCCUGGUAAGACUUUUCUGGUAGUUGAACACUUCAUGGAACGUGUGAUGGCUGAGUACAAAGACGGAUGGGAUAACGUGGACCUUCGCAACCCUUUCAAAAACAUCAUGAUGAUGUAUGAAUACUACGGAAUCAGUAGUCGAAUUUUGGAAAAAGAUGAUGCCGUUCAGCAGCUGCUGGCUUACCCAAAAACAUUCAAGUUUGAUUUGAUCAUCCACGAUUUAACGAUGGGACAGUUUCUGCUGGGGUUUGUGGAAUACUUCGGCAAUCCUCCGUUGGUUUCAGUUACGGCCUUUAACAUUCCACCCCACGUAACAACCAUGGCUGAUACCCCUCUACGAACAACUUAUAUGCCACACUACGCUUCAUGUUUUGAUUCUAAGAUGAGCUUCCUCGAACGAGUUAAAAAUACUCUGUAUUGGACGGUGGACAUAUUCAUGCGCAACCGAGUUUAUAUGGCCAACGAAAAUCGCCGCAUCAAGCGGCUCUUUGGAAAAGAAGCAACGUCCGCCACGAUAAUUGAAAGACAAUCCGACGUUGUGCUGGUGAAUGCCGAUUUUAGCAUGGACUACUAUCAGGCGUUACCACCCAACGUAAUACCCGUGGGAGGGCUUCAUGUAUCCCGCAAAGAAAACAGUCCACCUAUAAUCAACCAAUUCAUAGCACGUGCCAAUAAGGGCGUAAUCCUGCUCAGUUUUGGAACCAACAUAGGCAGCGAAAUGCUUGGUGAACGUAUCAAUCAAGCUAUCUUCAACGUGUUCCGCAGCAUGCCCAAUUAUGGAUUUAUCUGGAAGCAUGACCAACCGGAGAAGCUUGGCGUGCCGCCACCGAAUCUGCUUGUGCUCAAAUGGGUUCCUCAGGCUACAGUUCUGUCCAAUAAGCGAACAAAACUUUUCAUCAGCCAUGGCGGAUUACUAAGCCUGCAGGAAGCCACCUGGCACGGAGUUCCCGUUGUUGCACUUCCCAUGUUUGUUGAUCAAUUCUCCAACGCUGAAAAGCUUGUCAGAGCCGGAGUUGGCGUUGCUCUACCGAUGCUUGAUAUUGACGAAACAAAACUUGGUAAAGCAAUCAGCACCAUUCUUGACGAACCGAGCUUUACUACAAAAAUGAAGGAACGAUCGUACCAUUUCAAGGGUCAACCCCAGCACCCGUUGGAUCGCGCCAUCUUUUGGAUCGAAAAAGUCAUCGAAAACGAAGGGUUAAGCUAUCUGCAUUCCCCCGCUCAUGAUAUGAGUGUGUUUGCGGUGUAUGGUUUGGAUAUGGUAGGAGUUGUCCUGUUGGUGGCUGUUGGGUAUUACCUAUUGAUCAGGAAACACUUCAAGAAAAGAUCCGCUCCAAAAAAAGAGCACAAAUCUAAGAAGGAAUAAACUAAAAAAACGCAUUCCAGAAUUAGUCAAGAAAGCUAGUAGGUACUUAUUUUACUCAUGUUGAUGUUACCGAAAACUGGGGUGACUUUGAUCAGUUAUUUGAUUGUAUCUCAAAUAUUUUCAGAAUAAACUGAAAACAAUAUUCUUUGAUAUUUUUAAAAUAA